CAACCUUUUUAUCGUGAGCAUCAGCGAACGAGUUUUCAAAGAGAGCAAAGCCUUAACUUGAUUAUUAAUCAAACUGCAGUGAGACUGCACCAGAUUAAUGCAGUCGAGAUGAACGUCUGAAAAAAAUAGACACGAAUAAAAUAAGAAAAAGUAGGAGGCGCUCUCACGACAGAUAUUGAGUGGUGGGACGGGCUUAGCCUGCGCAGAGACGAAUUAUUAGGACAUAAAGACACAUUUCAUUGCGUCAAUCUGUUGUAUGAUGAACAAUUUCAACCGGCGACCUUAUUUUAAGAAAUAGUUGUGAAUUAACGCUAUUAAAACGAGUUUAAGAGCCUUCAUGAGCGUUUAAUUACGCAAACGUUACGCCGCUGGGCGUGACAUCACAAAUCAGCUCGUUCGGGUUGAAGACAACACGUCGGGCACCCAUCCUUUUCUUUCGCUAUGUUUAGAAAGGGAAGGCGAUAGCCGGCAGGCCGGUGCUGAUCGUAUUCUGUCGAGGGUGUCGCCAUUUUCGUUUUGACGAAUAUUGACAGCACGGCAGACAGACAGUGGCUCGAACGUCGACGGAGCGUCUGCCACUAUUUUUAUUUUGAUAGUGAAUCACAUAACGUGCUCGUGUUGUAUUUGUAAUAAAAAGCUGUUUAUUUAAUACUAUCUCGCGUGACUGGUGAUUGAUAAAUGACUGUUUGAGAUUUUUGGUGCUAACCUCCUUUUUUAGCUUAGUGUUUUUAAGAACUGCAAGACUGUAAUCGAUAUGUGCAAGAUGUGCAGAUGACUCCACAGUCCCAAGCGACACCGUGUUGUUUUCUUCUGAUGGUGGCGGGGCGGGGGCGGUGCUAGGGAUGCAGGGCGCCGCGCCCGCCGCCGACGGCGAUCAGGCGCAGUUCGAGGCGGACAAGCGGGCCGUCUACAAACAUCCCCUAUUCCCGCUGCUAGCCCUCCUCCUCGAGCGAUGCGAGCAAGCCACGGCGGGGGCGGAGGCCCCGGCCGCCGACGCCUUCGGGGCUGACCUGCAGGCCUUCGUGCAGCAUCAGCGGAGGGACCGGCGCCCGUUCCUGGUGGACGACCCGGAGAUAGACGGGCUCAUGAUUAAGAGCAUACAGGUGCUCAGGAUUCACCUGCUAGAAUUAGAGAAGGUGCAAGAGCUGUGCCGAGACUUCUGCGGACGCUACAUCGCCUGUUUGAAGACGAAGAUGCAGAGUGAGAAUCUUCUACGGACUGACUACACGGGAGGUGGCGUGGAAAGCAAUAAUAAUCUCUCGGGCACCUUAGACGAUCAUUCCAGCACUUCCAACUCCCCACAGUAUCAGUCGCCGGUGGCAGUGCUGCCCGCGCCGCCGUCCUACCCCGUGUUCCACGCCGACCUACCCUUCGCCGCGCCCCGCGCCGACCCGCAAUCCCUAGUGGUGCAAGGCUCAACGCCCAUAAGUCAAAUCGGUGCCGGGUUGAUAUCAACAGAUUCUUUCACAGGGACGAACUCCAACAAUUCUUGCUCGUCCGUCUCCGGCUCACCCCCUCCUGAGGACGAAGAUGACUCCAGCGGCAAGCGCGGCGUCCUCCCCCGCCACGCCACGCAGGUGAUGCGCGCCUGGCUGUUCCAACAUCUAGUGCACCCAUACCCGACUGAGGAAGAAAAGCGUACACUUGCGGCGCAAACCAGGCUGACUUUACUCCAAGUUAACAACUGGUUUAUCAAUGCCCGUCGUCGCAUCCUACAGCCCAUGCUAGACUGCGCUGAUAAACCUGGUGGCAAGAAAAGUAAAAAUGGAUCUUCCAUCAGCAAAAGGUACUGGCCUGAUGCGCUCUCCAACCCACAGUUCACUGCAGGUCUCCUGUCAUCCUCAGAAGACGAAGAGCCUGAAGGAGAGCCUUCAGGAGACGAGCAGGAGCCGUCCAACGAAGACCCGGAGACCUUCCCUCCCAUACAGCAGCCCAUGCACUAAGUCACACAAAAUCCAAAGGGGGCGUCCAUUAAUUACGCGAGGGGUUUUUGAGUUAUAUUUGACGGAACCCCACCUCUCCUUCACAUGAGCUUUAGUGAGAUUCGGCUUGCCCCCCCCCCCCCUGAAGCCCUCACGUAAUUAAUGGACGCCCCCAAAUGUAAAAAAAAACAUUACCAUUGGCAACAUAGUCCCAGCUAAUUUUUCUGCCCUCUGGCCGGAAAGCGCCAACUUUCGGCCCGCCGCGCUACGAAGUUGUCGCUUUUCGGCUCUGUCGGACAGUAAAAUAAUAUACACACGUAGUCCAGUAAAUAAGAAAGCCUCAAAUGUUUGUCGACCUCGGCAUUGCCUCGGCAUGACAAUUACAUGGAGAGAUUUAUUGCUUUACGUAUGUAAUAUGUACUCUUUUUUACACGUGUGCGGAAAUAAUUUGCCAAAAACUCGUAGGUGCAAGCAGACUAUGGGUAAUAGCCCUUUCCUUCCAUACUGGGUGAUUGUAGGGUCGACUAAAUGUGACUUUCCAUCAGAGAAGAGUCCUUAUACAAUGACGCAUAAGGACCUUUCUGUAAUGGAAAGACACAAAUAUGUUAAAUAUAACUUUCAAACAAAUCAAAACAGUUGCCAAGCGGGAUUAAAAAUAUGAAAAAUAAAAUAAAAUGCGAACUUAAAAAUUAUGAUAUGAAAAAUAUAAUAAUCAGAGCCCGGAAUUUUCGCGGCAAAACAAGACUGUCGCAAUCUUGCUAGAGUUUGACUGUCUUUUUCUUCUAUUACCCAACUAUCGAUAUCGAUAAAAAAAUGUUUCUAACUCUAGCAAGAUUGCGACAGUAUUUUGUUUUGCCACGAAAAUUUCGGGCUCUGUAUUUAACUUUCAAAGCAAAACAGUUGCCAAGCGGGAUUAAAAAUAUGAAAAAUAAAAUGAAAUGCGAACUUGAAAAAUUAUAUGAAAAAUAUAAUAAACGAUGGACUUGAAAAAUGUAUUAAAUGCUUCCACUUAAGGUCGUUAAUACAACCAUAAUAAGUAAAAACGAACUUUACGAUAUAUUUAAGAGCGAUUGGUUCUGAGCCUUCACAGAAACUUAUUUAAAAGGUUUGUAAUUGUAAAUAUCAGGCUUAUGUAAAUAUCUCAAACAUUAAAAAUUAUUUGAGCUGACAGUUCAAAAAUGACUAACGCGUUAACCAUAAUCAUAAUCAUUUAUUUGCACAUAAAAAGGGUUUUUACAUAAAUAUUAUAAAAGUUACAUGGUCUAGCCUUUACCAUAGAGUAACUGAUACUAGAGCGUUACUGUCAUAGUAAAUUUUGUAACCCCAGUAAAUUCACUGCCAUCUGUCGACACACUUUAAAACUAAAAAUGAAGAUUUAUAAAAAUACGAUAGAAUGUAUUUAAAUAUAGAUAAAUGAUUUUUUUUAUUUGC
Messenger RNA from Cydia strobilella, 3353 nucleotides. Its product is annotated as homeobox protein PKNOX2-like. The coding region runs from base 843 to 1943 and encodes 366 amino acids. Gene Ontology annotation, molecular function: RNA polymerase II cis-regulatory region sequence-specific DNA binding. The transcript has 11 exons. The record is from RefSeq and is a predicted model, not a curated record. Gene Ontology annotation, biological process: regulation of transcription by RNA polymerase II. Lineage: Eukaryota; Metazoa; Arthropoda; Insecta; Lepidoptera; Tortricidae.